This is a messenger RNA of Chondrus crispus (carragheen), 234 nucleotides long. RefSeq lists its product as hypothetical. Bases 1 to 234 code for a protein of 77 amino acids. NCBI's taxonomy places the organism in Eukaryota, Rhodophyta, Florideophyceae, Gigartinales, Gigartinaceae. The record is from RefSeq and is a predicted model, not a curated record. The transcript has a single exon.
AUGCGCUCGCAGAAGGUAUUCACUCUCUCCGCCUGGCCUCUUCGUCGCUUUCAAACCCCCUCCCACGACAGUGGUGUGCACCUUUAUGCUGCCAAGCGCAGCCGCGUCUCAACGUGGCGGCUCGGUGCCCAUUUGAUCGCUCAAGAAGCCAUUCAGUUUAGACACUCCUCUGCUUCGCAACCGCGGCGGCGCGUCAGACUUCACCAUGCCCUUUGGCGGUUCAGGUGCUGCUAA